AACUGAACUUCUAUUGAGCUGAAACGGAGCGAGCGUAAUGUUGCUACGUGUUGUUUUUAUUUUAAUUAUUGAUUGAAAAACAACAAGAUGGUUUCUACCACGGAUCAGGAGGAGGACUACACCACAGCCAUGUCGCAUCUGACAAUCGGAGCACAAAUCCAGGAGUUGUCUAAGCGGCUGCAGAACACGACAGAGGAACUGCAUCAGCAGGUGCGCGAUAAACAUGGCGCCUUGCUACAACAGGCCACACACGCUGGACGCUUUGAUGCUGCACUCAAUUCUCUGGCGGCGGAUGUGGAAAAUGUGCGUGCCACUGGACACCGCUUGAAGAAUCAAGUGGAUACACAGUAUCAACUGGUGGAGAAUCAAACUCAAGUGCUGGGCCGCCUGCAUGAAGUAUCGCAUUUGCUGCGUUCGGCGGGCACACUGCUUACCCUAACGGCAAAGCUGCGCAAUACUAAGGAUGUGCUACGUCAGGCGGAGCUGCAUUUCGAACUAGGGCCGCUCAUAGAAGAUAAUGAUCUGAAGGAUAUAGCGUUUAUUCAAGAGGAGCGUGCGUUUGUCAUUAGCUCCAGGCAAAAAAUACGCAAUUUAACGCAAAUGCAAUUGGUCACUGGACUGCAGGAUCGCAACAAAUUGCAGGUGGUCAAUGCGCUGAAGAUCUUUAUGAACUUUAAUACGCUGGAGAAAUCACUAGACAAUCUGCUGGCUACCUUUAUAGCUGAUAUGGAGCAAGCGCUAAAGGAAUGCUUUGCGGGCACAGAUAUUUCAGUCCUGAACAAGACGCAGACCUCGCCUAGCAUCACCUCCAGCAAAGCUGGCAGCUCACGUGGCCCCGGCAAGACACCCCAAUUGACUACUACACAAAAUUUUCGCGCCAAGUUUUGGAAAUCGCUGCACUGGCUGCUCUAUGAUGAACUCUAUGAGAGCUGCACACAGAUCAAGCUACUGAAGCAGGCGCUGGAGCAGAUCAAUCAGUUUGGCUAUACCUCGGAAUCUUCGGAGCAGUGCAUACCACAACGUUUUUGGCAACAAGUGCAGCAGCUGCUGCGCAAAUCCUUCGAUGAAUGCACACAGCAUGUAAAUCAAGCAUUGCAGGAAGGACUUUCCAAGCUGUUGACUUCAGCGCGUGGCUUGGAGCAGCGUCUACAGCAUGAAUUCCAAUUCGAUAAUGAACUCUUUGCACCCUUGGAAGUGGGCUAUGUCAGCAAGUGUGCUGCUAAUCUGAAAGCCUGUCUAGCUGGCGUGGAUUUGCCUGGCAAUGAAACAGUGGACAAUUUUAUACGCAUCGCCUCAACGGAAUUGAGCGCUGCGCUUAUUGAUAGUCGUCUUAGCCAUGCAGUGUCAAGUGUUUUCAUGGUCUGUGGCAAGGAACUCUGCACCAAGCUGGAGGCGCAAAUCAAACUGGGCGCUGAUGCCAAACAAAUUGUGGACUUGCCCAACUUGCAACAACAACAAAACACACAACUGGCAAAUGUGUUAUUUUAUUACAAGGAUUCAGUGCGUCGCAUGUUGUCUGAUCUACAAAUGCAUUUUGAUCAGACUCCAGGUGCUAGCAGUGCACAAAUCCUGCGCUCUUUGGACCAGGCCGAUCUACUUAUAGGCACAAUUCUACAACAGAUUAUGGAGUCCAUAAUAAGCGCCAUUAGCAUUAUUAUCCUUAGCAUGCAUCGCGAGCCGGGCCUAAAUACGGAUAGGCUAUCCAGCACCGGCCCUUCCAUGUACAUCAAGGAGUUGCAGGAAUUCGUUCAACGCUGCUGGUCGCAUCACGUAGCACUCUUUGAUGACAAGGAGCUGACCACCAAAUGUGGGCAUGAGCUAGCCAAACGCUGCAUAGAGCUGUUUAUUCAUAACCUCUGUAUAUUGCGUCCUUUAAGCGCUGCAGGACGUCAGCGUCUCAAACAGGACUGCCAGCACAUGGAGCAGGCCUUAAAACCAAUCUGUGGCAAUCUCGCCGAGCUGGGCAAACCAUCGCGUUUGCUGCGCGCCAUGUCCUUGCUUAUAGUGCAAACGCCGCAAGAGCUGGUGAAACAAACUGUGGGAUCGGAUUCCUUGGUACCGAGCUAUAUAGUAUUGUUAUUGCUGUUUGGACAUGCUGGCGCAGAUUUGCAGUCACCUCACACUACGGCCAAUUGGUCUAAUGAGCGUUUAAUUGAAUGGUUGGAUGGGCAUACGGCAGAUCGCGAGAAGUUGGAGCUUAUCUCGGGCGCGCUGCAAAGAUAUCGCGAUAAUGCUAGGCGAAAGAAUAUACAACAGUAUGAUGAAGUGUAUCCCAUGAUGGUGGAGUACUUUGAGCAAGCCUUAAAGGCUAUUGCUUGAAAAACUCUGCUAAUUGCAAUAUAUGUAUUCCAA
Messenger RNA from Drosophila busckii, 2352 nucleotides. It is a transcript of the gene fws, whose product is annotated as conserved oligomeric Golgi complex subunit 5. The transcript has 3 exons. The coding region runs from base 88 to 2319 and encodes 743 amino acids. NCBI's taxonomy places the organism in Eukaryota, Metazoa, Arthropoda, Insecta, Diptera, Drosophilidae. Gene Ontology annotation, cellular component: COG complex. The record is from RefSeq and is a predicted model, not a curated record. Gene Ontology annotation, biological process: intra-Golgi vesicle-mediated transport.